AAAAGCACUGUCAUAUAUAUCUUGGGAAAUUCCGAAGCUAGCAAAUUGUGGUGAAACAAACAUCACGUGGAAGUGAAGGACUGUGUUCUCUGCAUAAUUAAGGAGGAACAGAACAGAAAAGGAAAGUGCCAGCUUCGAUUCAAUGCAACUGUUUGAACUCUGAACUCUGAAUCUGCAGAUUGUAACUGUCAAAUGAAAUCAGAAUGCCAAGCUGUGCCGUCAAAGGAGGUUGCCCCACUGACUAUAUAGCCAUUGCUCUAUCCAUUCUUUCCUUCACUGUGCUUGUUUUAUGGUGCAUAGUUCCCUUCAUAGUUCACAAGGUUCCUCGUACCAAAGGCAGUGGCUUCUGGAUACCUGUAAUUCAAGUUGUUGCCAGCUUCUUCCUUCUUCUAUCUCUCGUGAUAUCGAAUAAUUUUUUGAAACUUGGGGAGAGGCAUUGGUUGCGGUCAUGCUACUUAUGGGGAGCCUGGGGUGAAGGUCCACUAGGAUUUGGUUUGCUCUUCAGCUGUCGCAUAACACAGGCUUCGCAAUUAUAUUUUAUCUUUGUCAAGAGACGUUUACCACUGAUACGAUCAUAUAUUUUUCUUCCACUAAUUCUACUUCCCUGGAUUGCCUGUGCUGCUGUUAUCCAUUGGAUGCAGCCUCUAAGCAGUCGCUGUCACAUGAGAGCUCAAUGGACCAUCCCAGUUAUAACCCUUCACUCAUUGUAAAUUGCUAUUUUGGUUGGGGUUACAACUGCUGUUCAUCACAUAGAAUUCAGGUUUGAUGAACUCAAAGACCUCUGGCGGGGAAUACUCGUAUCAACUGUGUCCAUUGUUAUUUGGAUUACUGCUUACAUACUUAAUGAAGUUUAUGACAAUAUCUCAUGGCUUGAAGUUGCGUCUAGAUUUCUGCUUUUAGUUGUGGCUAGCAUACUUGUGGUUGCUUUCUUUUCAAUAUCAAGUUCUCAACCACUUCUCUCACAAAUCAGCUUGAGGAGAAGAGAAACCCGAGAAUUUCGCACAAUGAGCCAGGCUCUGGGCAUACCUGAUAGUGGGGUAUUAGCACAAAGUGAACCAAUUUCAAGGAUAGAUCCUAAUGAGCCGUUGGAUAAGCUUCUCUUGAAUAAGAGAUUCCGGCAGUCUUUUAUGGCAUUUGCUGAUAGUUGCUUGGCUGGGGAGAGUGUGCACUUCUUUGAUGAAGUGUAUGAGCUUAGUAAAAUACCUGAAGAUGACUGUGUGAGAAGGAUCUAUAUGGCACGACAUAUUAUUCAGAAAUACAUAGUUGCAGGUGCGGCUAUGGAGGUGAAUAUCUCUCAUAGAAGCAAACAAGAAAUUUUAUCUACUUCCAACCUAGCGCGCCCUGAUCUCUUCCAAAAUGCACUCAACGAGAUCAUUCAGUUGAUGAGAACAAACCUAGCCCGAGAUUACUGGUCAUCGAUGUUCUUCCUGAAGUUCCAAGAAGACUCCAAUUUGAGAUCCAAUGAGUAUGAGCUGGAACAAAUGACAGGGUGGAACUUUUCCCCAAGGUUGAGUUCUGUGCAUGGUGCAGAUGAUCCUUUUCACCAGGACCAUCUCCUCAAGAGCUCAGGCUGUAGCAGUGAUACUACUGACUUAUGACUUGUUAGUUUUUACCUCUUAUUUACACAAUUUCUCUAGUUUGGUAAUACCUUGCCUAACUAGCUUCACUUUUACAACAAAAAAAAA
Vigna umbellata (rice bean) is the source of this 1685-nucleotide messenger RNA. RefSeq names its product REGULATOR OF G-PROTEIN SIGNALING 1 (gene RGS1). NCBI's taxonomy places the organism in Eukaryota, Viridiplantae, Streptophyta, Magnoliopsida, Fabales, Fabaceae. The record is from RefSeq and is a predicted model, not a curated record.